Molecule: messenger RNA, 2091 nt
Organism: Neltuma alba
Lineage: Eukaryota; Viridiplantae; Streptophyta; Magnoliopsida; Fabales; Fabaceae
Product: DDB1- and CUL4-associated factor 8
Exons: 6
Coding region: 325-1632 (435 amino acids)
Cellular component (GO): Cul4-RING E3 ubiquitin ligase complex; cytoplasm
Molecular function (GO): protein binding
Source: RefSeq, a predicted model, not a curated record
CACGUCUCCUUGGAUGAUUUCGUGCGUUCUCUGCACUGAACCAGGGCAUUCUCCCGUGAUCGCAGCAGAAGGAAAUAGUAGUGAGCAAUGAUGGUCCCUGACAUAAAGGACGAACCUUAGUUCUUUCUUACUUCAGACACACAGAGAGAUAAACCGUCCCAUAAACACAAAGUCGCUGCUGCCUUUUUGUUGCCUGUGUCUGCAAUUCAACUCUGCUUCCAAAUUGAUCCAUCUUGGGGAGAUCUGGCGGUAAUUCGGUUUCAGCGCCUCAAUAUCUCUCCCCAGUACCUUCCACCUGAUUGACCUGUUUUGCUAUCCGCGACGAUGAACAAGAGGCCAAGAACGAGCAUCGACAACGCAGUAGUCGACGUCUGGCAGCGAGAGGUCGGCCAGCUCUCUGGCAGGAAUUUCGCCCAUCGCCUCGGCGGUUCUGAGGAUCUUGUCCUUCGACUUGAUUUACACAGGAAGCUGGAAAAGCACAGAGGUUGUGUAAACACUGUAGGCUUCAAUGGAGAGGGUGACAUUUUGGUGUCAGGAUCUGAUGACCGGAGGGUUAUCCUCUGGGACUGGGAGACUGGGCAUACAAAGUUUUCCUUUCAUUCUGGUCAUGUUAACAAUGUUUUCCAAGCAAAAUUUAUGCCCCACUCAGAUGAUCGAAGCAUUGUGACUUGUGCUGCUGAUGGACAGGUGAGACAUGCACAAAUUCUGGAACGUGGAGGAGUGAAAACUAAGAUGCUAGCCAAGCAUCAAGGACGCGCUCACAAGUUGGCCAUUGAGCCUGGUAGCCCUCAUAUAUUCUAUACUUGCGGUGAAGAUGGAUUGGUACAGCAUUUUGAUCUGAGAACUGGAGCUGCAACAGAACUUUUUACUUGCCAGCCAAUUAAUGAUAGGAGUUACAGGCAAGUCAUCCAUCUAAAUGCAAUUGCAAUUGAUCCAAGGAACCCCAAUCUCUUUGCGGUUGCUGGAUCAGAUGAGUACACUCGACUUUAUGAUAUUCGCAAGUACAAAUGGGAUGGAUCCACUGAUUUUGGUCAACCUUCUAACUUCUUUUGCCCUCCUCACUUGAUUGGUGACGAACAAGUUGGAAUAACAGGCUUGGCCUUUUCUGAACAGAGUGAAUUGCUAGUGUCCUACAAUGACGAGUUCAUUUAUCUUUUUACACACGAUAUGGGCUUGGGACCCAACCCAGUUCCUGGGUCCCCAGUUUCUAUGAACAGUGAUGCAAGUGAAAUGGGAGGUGAUCAUUGCUCUGCAGCAUCUGUAUCGAACAUGGAUAUGGAUGAGAAAAUGACUUCUCAAGUUUUUAAGGGGCAUAGAAAUUGCGAGACAGUGAAGGGUGUUAAUUUUUUUGGGCCUAAAUGCGAGUAUGUGGUGAGCGGGUCAGACUGUGGCCGGAUUUUCAUCUGGAGAAAGAAGGAUGGAAAGCUUAUUCGUGUAAUGGAAGCAGAUAAGCAUGUAGUGAAUUGCAUUGAAUCUCAUCCUCAUACAAUGGUUCUUGCAAGCAGUGGAAUUGAUAAUGACAUCAAGAUAUGGACUCCCAAGGCCUUAGACAAAGCUACUUUACCCAAAAACAUCGAGCAGAAGGUUCCCAUAUUUGAUCAAAUUCAUUGGUUUACAAUUGGUGAUGGAUGAUGAUGAUACGACGAUGAUGAUGACGAUGACGACGACGACAACGAUAUUGAUGAAUAUGAUGAUUUCUAUGAUGAUGAUGAUGAUUGGCGAUGAUGAUGAUGGCGACGACGAUAAUGGGUGUGACUCUGGUGAGGAGAGGACAAUAUUGUGGAUGAUGAUAUUGAUUAUGAUGAUGGCAAUGGUGAUGGUGAUGAUGAAAUCAACAAUGGUGGUGAUAAUAACAAUGAUGAUGCUGGUGGUGUUAUUUGUGACAAUGGCGACAAUGAUAAUUUUGCUGGUGAUUCUAAUGUUGCUAUUGAUGAUAAUUUUGUGUGUCCAACAGAAACCAAAGGCAAGGGGCUGGAUGCACCGGAUGGGGCCUCCUCAAGAUCUGAUGUUGCAGCUACUUUCACUUCCAACGCGGAGGACUAGCACAGAGCACGACGGAGAAAACUCAGCCGCAGGUCAGCAGCUUCUACA